UCUUAUGUUCUGUUAAGCAAUAGCAACCAUCUAUCUAUCCACAUUCACGUCACAGCGUUCUUUUCUUUCUCACUCGGGUCUCGAUCGGGUUGGUUGGAUACGUGGGAGCUUUGAAUGGACUCCUGAGUUUCUUCCAAGAAGUAAGUUACCUGCACAGCAGUGUCACUCUGCCUGGCAUAAUUACGUUGUUUGUGCCACUUGUGCUUACGUGUUGGUUUCUCUAUUUUGGGUUGUUAUUCACUUUCUGGUCACGUCUGAUCACAUGCCGUUCUUUGUUUUCUAUCUUUCGUGUUUGUUUUUGAUUCCUCCAUUCUCGUUUAGCUCGCACGGUAUCUUGGUGAACAGUGAGUCCUUGAAGUCUCGUACCAAUCUUACGUUCGUGCAUCCUCGUGCUCUUGACAAUGUGAUGCACGCGUUGAAUGGUGUAAGACUUCCUCUCGGUAGUGUUCCAAUGUCCGCCCAUAGGUACUCUAUGGUUUGUCCCUGCACACAAUAAUCUGUAAAAGC
Cantharellus anzutake is the source of this 507-nucleotide messenger RNA. RefSeq lists its product as uncharacterized. The coding region runs from base 263 to 496 and encodes 77 amino acids. The record is from RefSeq and is a predicted model, not a curated record. NCBI's taxonomy places the organism in Eukaryota, Fungi, Basidiomycota, Agaricomycetes, Cantharellales, Hydnaceae. The transcript is spliced from 2 exons.